UCUCAGUCUCGCGUCGGGGAGCGAGGAGCGUGCAUUUGGCUGAGAUACAUUUACGCAUCGUUUCUGAAAAAUAGCUCUUUAGCUCAGUAUAAUUUUACCUGGCAAUAUAAAAGUAGUCUAGUUUCCAUUUAUUUUAGUUUCCAUGUAUUUUAUUGAUUUGCUUACCUUUCCUAUACUUUGCACUCAUAUCGUUUAAAAAAGAAAUUGUUGGAACUUUCUUACCCACCCCUACUGGGCGUUUGUGACAAAGAGCGUCGUAGCGUAUUCUUGAUUUAUCCGAGAUAAAUCAAGAUUCGGAUUUUUUCGCGACGUACGUGGCUAACCGUGCUCAUCGGAGGAACGGACUGUGAACUCACCGAGGCUGCAAGCAGGAGCCGUCCAUCGUGAUGAAGUUCCGGCACUUCGCGGCACUCCUGCUCGUGGGCUCGCUGCUGUUCGCCGCUGCCAUCACCGACAUCCCCUGGACCCUGCUUGGCAUGGCCCCCCCAGGCUCCAGCAGACAGAGUGAUGGGAAUCUUGAGCAGCCCCUUAACCGGACCAACUUUGAGCCACCGCUGAGCUCUCCCUGCGGGCCCUCGGCUGUGCUUCUCACGCCUGUGACCGGAGCCCCAGCGCUGCUCGUGUCCGCUUCCUGGGAUGAGCGCGAGGGCCCUGCCCAGGCGCGUCUACUCACCAUCGUCAAGCGGGAGGGUCUGCCCGCGCUUCGCUGCCUCUUCUGCUGCGGCGGCGCAAGUAGCGAGCCGUUCGUGCAUUCGCCAGCGCGUGUGGAGGUGCACAGGCUCCACUUCAACUUCCCCUGGGCCACGGCUGACGUCCUGUGCACCCCACCCAAUGUCAACGCCUGUUCAACUCCCCAAGGGGUCACUCUGGUGCCCGCCGAGAGCCCCGUGCCCAUUUCUAUCCGUGCGCCAGGGCCCAAUUCCUCCUCCUACUCUGAGCUAGCAACGCCCCGGCCCUCCUUCACCCCAUUCUACCGCGGUGCACGGGGACCGUUGGGCCAGGAGAGGAAUUUCACUCACGAGUUUGGCGUCUGCAUCUCGACGCUGUUCGGUGGAUACGACAACGUCCUGCAGUUUGCUCAGGCCGUGGAGCUCUACCGACUCCUGGGUGCUAGCAUUGUCACUGUCUACAACAGCGGCUGUGGGCCCAUGCUUGCCCGCUUGCUGGCGCACUACCAGGCCGCCGGCAUUGUCGAGGUGGUGCCGUGGCCCAUCGGGAUCCACCUGCAGCCCUCCAGUGGCUGGAUGCCGAAUGUGGAUCCGGGCGACGUGCAUUACCACGGCCAAACGGCUGCACUCAAUGACUGCCUAUACCGACGCAUGGACGACACCAGGUACUUGGCGAUGACCGACAUCGACGAAGUAAUCGUCCCACUGCAGCACGAGGACUGGGCAGGGCUCAUGAAGACGCUGACGUCUCGUUACCGUGUGAGCGUCUUCCACUUCAGAAACUACGUGUUCCCUCACUCCGCGCGCAACGCCACCUUGCACGCGACUUAUUCCGCUCGCUGGCGCGGCGUCCCGGGCCACGACAUCCUGACGCACGUGCUGCACGAGCCGGUCACGCCCGACAGCACCAAGAUGAUGUUGGAGGCGAGGCGUGUGGUGCGCGUGUCCGUGCACAGCGUGCUGCGCUCGCUGCAUGGGCAGCAGAUCGUGCCAACGAAUGCUGCGAGAAUGUUCCACUUCCGUAACGCGAUGCGGCCGGAGAUGAGCAAGGAGCAGCUGAGCUAUGAUACAAGACUCUGGCGCUAUAACGCUAGCCUCGUGUCCAACGUGGACGCAGCCCUGAGUGCUGCUGGUUUCUUACGUCUCCCUUGACAUCAAGGUGCAUCAGAUUACACGUGGAUCAGACUUGCACAAAUACGACUAUACAUUCCUCUUCCCGUUUGUAUGUAUAGGCAACUAAACAUUCCAGCUCGUGGAGCCGCCAUGUGUACACGUAACAUUCCAGUGUGGGACUGACCAUUUGUCUCGACACAUCCGUAGUUCCUGAUGCUGCAGCCUUUUCCAACACGUUGUGCCGCUCGGACUGACGCUUUUCUUGUGGGAUGCGCCAACAUUUAUUUUGUGUUCUGGAGGACCGGCAACUCGAGUGAAAGUUUUAACUGGGAUUGGGACCAACUUUGGUGGCAUUUAUAACUUGUGCACCGCUCUUAGAUCAACCAAACGCACGGAAGAACAUCUUGCGGGGCCGUUCAAUACAGAGCCAGGCCUCGCACCUAACACAUUUCGGCAUUAUGGGACGCGGGAGGCAUAGAGGUGGGUCCCAGAAGAAAAACGUGAAAAAAACAUUUUUUAAAAUCAUCUUAAAUAAUGACCCCUAUGUAUAUUUUUAACCGAAACCCCCAACACAAACAGAUAAGGUCACCAUGAAUUAGUCAAUUACAAAGCAGCCUCCCCCAACCGUGUGUAGAAUGGUCGGGAUCAUGAGGCCAUCACGUGCUCUUAGCCAGUGGUUCUUAGCCUUUACUGCAGCCUUGCACCCUUUUGGUGUUCAAUCGUA
Messenger RNA from Lethenteron reissneri (Far Eastern brook lamprey), 2505 nucleotides. RefSeq lists its product as uncharacterized. Gene Ontology annotation, molecular function: glycosyltransferase activity. The record is from RefSeq and is a predicted model, not a curated record. Gene Ontology annotation, cellular component: cytoplasm. NCBI's taxonomy places the organism in Eukaryota, Metazoa, Chordata, Hyperoartia, Petromyzontiformes, Petromyzontidae.